AUGGAUCACAUGCCUUGGCUAGUUGAAAGAGCCAGCGAGGCCGGUGGUGACCCUUGUGGACACGCACUCAUGGCGUCUUGCCCUCCCGAGCCGUUCAGCGAGCUCAACGAUGAGAUCCCUUUCGGUUACAACCACGCCCAACCGGAGCAGAACAGGUCUGGCCAGCGGACGUGGGAGCUCUCAAAGGCAGACCUAGCAACUCUGCUUGACUUGAGCAAGAAACUCGACCUUGAUGGCGAGAUUACACCAGUCAUGGCAUGGGGCGUUAUUCUUCAGCAUCCACGAUUUGCGGAGCUGCGACUGGAGGACGUUCACAAGCUUUCGGACGAGCUGAAAGGCAAAGUUCGCUGUUAUGGAUUUGGUGCAGUCUUGGAAGAAUUUGAGGUCCGCGACGCGUUAAAUGCUGUCUUCUCAACCAAGCCGGAGCUCAAUGUCGCCUUUUAA
Pestalotiopsis fici W106-1 is the source of this 444-nucleotide messenger RNA. RefSeq lists its product as uncharacterized. Gene Ontology annotation, molecular function: DNA-binding transcription activator activity, RNA polymerase II-specific; transcription cis-regulatory region binding. The record is from RefSeq and is a predicted model, not a curated record. Lineage: Eukaryota; Fungi; Ascomycota; Sordariomycetes; Amphisphaeriales; Sporocadaceae. The transcript is spliced from 2 exons. Gene Ontology annotation, cellular component: RNA polymerase II transcription regulator complex. The coding region runs from base 1 to 444 and encodes 147 amino acids.